Molecule: messenger RNA, 3993 nt
Organism: Leptidea sinapis
Lineage: Eukaryota; Metazoa; Arthropoda; Insecta; Lepidoptera; Pieridae
Gene: NOS1
Product: nitric oxide synthase-like
Exons: 22
Coding region: 84-3794 (1236 amino acids)
Biological process (GO): nitric oxide biosynthetic process
Molecular function (GO): heme binding; FMN binding; flavin adenine dinucleotide binding
Source: RefSeq, a predicted model, not a curated record
UACAGCGGUAUACAUACACAUUAUGUUGUACUGAAUAUUCGCUUCAAUUCAAAGCAAAUUAUUCUAUUAACUACUAUCUCUAAAUGUCGGAUAUUUUUAAAAAUUAUAUCAAAGAAGCUGAAUUCAGCAAAAACCAGAUAAAAUCAGAACAUAGUCCUGUAGUAAUGGCGAGUUUAGAUAAAAAUAAAAAUAGUGAUGUUGACAAAGGUAUUGAUACUAUAGAUCAUGUUAAUGGAUACGGGGGUUGUCCUUUUAAUGGUGAAAAAUUGGAAACAAGUGAACAUGACAAGAGACAAGUGAAGACGAACUUGCGUUUAAAGGUGCCGCAACCUUUGAGACUAAAAAAUCAUAUGUUUUGUGAUGAAAAUAUCGACACACUGCACUCUCAGAUUGAAGAUGUUACACACAGCAACACAAAAUGUUCAGAGAAGAUCUGUCAAGGAAGUAUCAUGGAUAUACCAGGUCGGGGCAACACGCUACGAAACACAGACGAAGUAUUCAAAGAUGCACAAACAUUUAUAACACAAUACUUUUGUUCAAUUAGAAGAGAAAAUUCCGAUGCUCAUAUGAAGAGAGUUCAAGAGAUAGAGAAAGAGUUACAUCGAAGCCAAACUUAUCAAUUGAAGACUGCAGAACUAGUAUUUGGAGCUAAACUUGCGUGGAGAAACGCAGCGCGAUGUAUUGGUAGAAUACAAUGGAAAAAACUCCAAAUAUUUGACUGUCGAGAAGUAACAACAGCUAGGGGAAUGUUUGAAGCUCUCUGUAAUCACAUAAAGUACGCAACGAAUAAGGGGAAUAUAAGAUCUGCAAUCACUAUAUUCCCGCAACGUACAGAUGGAAAACAUGACUACAGAAUAUGGAAUCCACAGUUAAUCAGCUACGCGGGUUAUACCCAACCCGACGGGACAGUGAUAGGCGACCCAUCCAAAGUUGAGUUUACUGAGGUGUGUAUUCAAUUAGGCUGGAAGCCUUCUGGUACUCCUUGGGACAUCCUACCUCUAGUGCUAUCUGCCGAUGGUCGUGACCCAGAAUUCUUUGAGCUUCCACGUGAAAUUGUCAUGGAAGUAGAAAUGGAACAUCCAAAGUACGAAUGGUUCAAGGAAUUAGGCAUACGCUGGUACGCCUUACCCGCAGUGUCCAACAUGAGGUUGGACUGCGGAGGUCUGGAGUUCACAGCUACUGCCUUCAACGGUUGGUACAUGGGGACAGAGAUCGGAUGUCGCAACUUGUGUGAUUCUAAUCGACUAAAUAUCGUUGAGGCUGUAGCGAACAGAAUGGGUCUGGACACGAGCUCAUACGUCUCGUUGUGGAAAGACAAAGCGCUGGUUGAAGUGAAUGUUGCAGUUUUACACAGUUUUCACCGAGACAAUGCCUCGAUAGUCGACCACCACUCGGCUUCAGAACAAUUCAUCAAACACUUGGACAAUGAGAAUAAGAGCAGAGGUGGCUGUCCGUCGGAUUGGAUAUGGAUAGUUCCGCCAUUAUCGUCUUCACUCACUGCGGUGUUUCAUCAAGAAAUGGCUUUGUAUUACAUCAGACCUUCAUACGAUUAUCAGGAACCCGCAUGGAAGACCCAUCAAUGGACUAAAUCUGAGGGUAACAAAAGCCGUAGAAAGUUUCACUUCAAGCAAAUUGCUCGAGCAGUUAAGUUCACGUCUAAACUAUUUAGCCAAGCUCUAUCUAAGCGUAUUAAGGCUACAAUACUAUACGCAACGGAAACAGGCAAAUCUGAGCAGUAUGCUAAGGAGUUGGGGACUAUUUUUGGAUAUGCCUUCAACGCACAGGUUCAUUGCAUGUCAGACUACGAUAUGUUCUCGAUAGAGCACGAAACACUCCUACUGAUCGUAACUUCAACAUUUGGCAACGGCGAGCCUCCUGCAAAUGGCGUCACAUUUGCCGAACAUCUAUUUCAAAUGCUGUACAAUGAGAAAAAAGACCAAAGCGACCAACAAGACAGCGCUGGGAUGUUCAAGACGCCUACACCAAAGUCCUUAAUGAGAUCAAACAGUGUUAUGACACCGAGAAAUGAGUACAAGAGGCAAUUAUCUCGAUUAGAAUCCAGUAGAAGCAACAUUGAAUAUAAAAGACAAUUGUCAAGAUUAGAGUCAAAUAAGAGCAGCAUUGCCGGAACUUCAUCAGCAGAGAACAUAGGACCCCUCAGCAAUGUAUGUUUUGCUGUAUUUGCAUUAGGAUCUAGUGUAUAUCCAAAGUUCUGUUGCUUUGGAAAAACAGUGGACAGAGUGCUUGAAGAUUUGGGUGGUGACAGAUUAAUGGAAGUAACAUGCGGUGACGAGAUGUAUGGACAGGAGCAAGAGUUUAGAUCUUGGUCGUCAAAUAUUUUUCAUACUGCAUGCGAGACAUUUUGUAUAGAGGAAAACGAUGUAAUCAAAGAUGCCAAAAAAUCUGUUGGAAUGAUACCCAUAACAAAAGAUACUGUUAGACUAAUUGGUGUUGAAAGAGCUUUAUCAACCAAGACAGCACUUGAAGAAAGUUACAAAAAACAUUUAAUCAAAUGUAAAGUUGUUGAUAAUAAGUCAUUGGGAGAAAUUUCUUCAGAUAGGGCGACGAUUUUCGUAGAUAUGGAAGUAGAUAGUGAAAUAAAAUACGAUCCUGGUGAUCACAUAGGAAUAAUGGCAAGUAACCGUAAGGAAAUUGUUGAUAUUGUUCUAUCCAAACUAAAAGAAGCAGACAUGUGUGACAAGCCUGUUCAGUUACAAGUUAUGAAAGAGACUCUGACACCUAUGGGUGCUGUCAAAACAUGGGAAAAACAUGAAAGACUACCUGCAGUCACAAUUCGUGAACUAUUCACAAGGUUCCUAGAUAUAACGACCCCGCCAUCAACGAAAGUUUUAAAAUACUUAGCAAGUGUAUGUUCUGAUAAAAGUGAUGCAGAAUGUAUCAACGAAUUAUUAGAGGACUCAAAUAAGUAUGAUGAUUGGAGAUAUCAUUACUAUCCUCAUUUGGGAGAAAUUUUAACUCAAAUACCAUCGUGCAAGCCUCAAACAUCAAUACUGGCUGCACUAUUACCACCACUACAGCCUCGAUUCUACUCUAUAUCGUCAUCACCCCUUGCUCAUCCACAAAGAAUUCACAUCACUGUUGCAGUUGUAAUAUUUAAAACGCAAAACGGCGAAGGAUCUACUCACUACGGUGUUUGUUCAAAUUACUUACAAAGUCUACAGCCCGGCGAUGAAGUUAUUGCUUUUAUAAGAAGGGCACCAAACUUCCACAUGCCUUCAGACAUUUCGGCUCCACUAAUAUUAAUUGGACCGGGUUCUGGUAUAGCGCCAUUCAGAGGCUUUUGGCAUCAUAGACGAUAUCAGAUUAAACAAGAGGAGAAAAAGGCUGGACCUAUGUGGCUGUUCUUUGGAUGUCGAUAUAAAGGAAUGGACUUGUACAAGGAUGAAAAAGCUGCAGCUCUUGAAGAAGGUAUUCUUAGUAAGGCGAUGGUUGCGUUUUCAAGAGAAAAAUCAAAUAAUAAGAAACAUGUUCAAGCACUACUGGAAGACGAAGGAGCUACAAUAUCACAGAUGCUAAUAGAUAAAGGGGGACAUUUUUAUGUAUGUGGUGAUUGUAAGAUGGCCGAAGAAGUGCAGCAAAAACUGAAGGAAAUCCUCAAAACACACGGAAAGCUAUCGGACUCGGAAGUAGAUGAAUUCAUUCUUUUCUUGAUGGAAGAACACAGGUAUCAUGAAGACAUAUUCGGCAUAACGCUUCGCACUUCCGUCGUCCACACUGCUUCCAGAGAAACUGCUAAGAGGACAAGAUUGGAAUCGGGACAGUCUCAAACAUAGCUCAUCAUUCAAGCGAAGGAAAUAUUUGCAGAGAAAAAUCAUAUAAAAUGACAGACAAUAUUUUACAUUAAGUAUAAUGUUUUUGUAAUUAGACAUCUGAUUCUUUAAUUUGUUAAAAUUUUUAUAUGAUUAAUUUUAGAUUGUAGGUAUUAUAUUAAAAUGAUUUAUUUAAAGUGAUAAAUAUACUUCUUUAACAUUU